UUACAAACCUGUCAUAAAAGCCAUGACGUGGCAGGAAGCAGAAGCUUUGUGUAAAGAAGAUGGAGCUCACUUAGCCUCAGUCCAUGACCCCUCAGAGGACGCCGUAAUGUGGGUCAUCAUGCAAGAAAAUGACAUGUCUGAGUCCUGGCUUGGAUUCACUAACAUGCAGGAUGGACAAGUGUUUAGGUGGAGUGAUGGAUGGCCAUCAUUCUACAGCAACUGGCACAGUGAAGAACCUAAUGUAACUCUCGGUGAGCACGUAUGUACCAGAGUGAGCGCCACAGAUGGUUUCUGGUCCGCCCUCAACUGUGACCACACAAGCCCAUUUAUCUGCAAAUAUGAAGAAGGAAGUGUGCCGACGCCCGACCCACCAGUCACGGGACACUGCCCAGACAGUCGCUGGCUUGAUCUCGGAGGCAGUUACUGCUACCUUAUCUCUGAAAAUAUUAACACUUGGUCAGAUGCAAACUUGGUAUGCAUACGCGAGUAUGGCAACUUGGUGUCGAUACACUCAGAGGAAGAACUUAACCUCAUCGUGAAGGCAUCACAUAACCUCAUAUAUAACACCUGGAUUGGCCUCGUCUACAAGAGAAAUGGCUUCGGCUGGAGUGAUCACACUGCCUUAGACUUCGUCAACUCAGGCACCGGAAAAGCACCCAGUAACAAACACUGCAUGAAGAUGUCUCCUGCUACCGGACGAUGGAACUAUGCUCGUUGUUACGAGAAGAACCACUUCAUCUGUAAAAUUUCAAAAGGCCAUGAUGGUUCGGUCAUGCAGCGAAGCGCUACUGAGGUAGACUGGAAAAGUUAUCCCCUGAGUGCUGGAAGUAUCACUGGCAUUGUUACGGUAGUAAUGUUGGUGACUGCUGUUGUUGGUUACGCUGCUCACUACUUCGUGCACAAGAAACCACAACUUCUUACAACUGAUAACAUUCAUUCCGCCCUCAACGCUCUGUUUUCUACUAGAAACGACACAGUCAAGGUGCAGUUGAUACCUGCUGACAGCAACUUGGCUCAGGAUACAGAGGAUUAAUUAACAGCGACGUUACCAGUUGUGUUUAUCAUUCAUUCUAUGUCUUCAUUUAUCCUGUUUAUCUUAGUGUACACAAACAGUGGCCCUCGAUAUCCUUUACUGAAAAAAGUGAUUAUUAAAAAUAAAAACAGAACAUUUGAAAACAGUUAAUAAAAUAUAAUAAAAACUGGUUUUUAUUUUAAUUUAGUAAAAUAAUGUAUUUCAUGUGUACAGAGGAUGGUUGUGAAAAUCCCGCAAGGUUAUUUAUAGUUAACCUUUCUAGGUGGUGCAUUAUAUUGAGAUGAUAAUACACAGAAAACUUCUUCAAAACUUAUCAGACCUGAGAUAAAAGGAAGACUGACACCAGUCAGUCCAUGUAGCAUUAUUCUAUCAAGGAGGAAGAGCCAUAUAUGCGUAAGACAGGAAGAUUCACACCAGUCAGUCCAUGUAGCAUUAUUCUAUCAAGGAGGAAGAGCCAUAUAUGCGUAAGACAGGAAGAUUCACACCAGUUAGUCCAUCUAGCAUUAUUCUAUCAAGGAGGAAGAGCCAUAUAUGCGUAAGACAGGAAGAUUCACACCAGUCAUUCCAUGUAGCAUUAUUCUAUCAAGGAGGAAGAGCCAUAUAUGCGUAAGACAGGAAGAUUCACACCAGUCAUUCCAUGUAGCAUUAUUCUAUCAAGGAGGAAGAGCCAUAUAUGCGUAAGACAGGAAGAUUCACACCAGUCAUUCCAUGUAGCAUUAUUCUAUCAAGGAGGAAGAGCCAUAUAUGCGUAAGACAGGAAGAUUCACACCAGUCAGUCCAUCUAGCAUUAUUCUAUCAAGGAGGCUGGCUUAACGCUUCUUUGUGAUUAUAAUAAUAAUCUAUCAAGGAGGAAGAACAACAUACGUGCGAGACACAGAAAGAUUCACACCAGUGAGUCCACGUGUCGUCAUUCCCUUAUGCAAGAAGAGCUACGUACUCGUGAGACAGAGGGAGAGUGACUUCAGUCAUGCAGACAGAACAGCACUUCUGUUGUGCAUUCAACAAACUCAGCAGCCUAAUAGCUGCUUUACGUUUUCCACUAGUAUCUCAGUCUUCACUAUGAUGCAGAUGGACACAAAUUAUUCGGACUCAGAUUUUAUUGAUAUACACUUUUGCAGUUAUUUUGUUCAUAUACCAUUAAUUUUACAAAGUCUUAUGUACUUUCUCUGCUUUAUAGAAAGUAUUUUAUUCAAAUGUUUCUCUUACCAGCUUCAUAGGUAUCAAACUUCAUUGUAUGAUUAUAUUCUAAUACGUAGCAUUACGGCUCAUUUGCUCUGUGAUUAUGAAUAUUCAGUUUUUCCAUUUUGUUGCCAUUAUUUUUUUGUAACAUUGUGUUUUCUGUGAGCAAACUUACUUUUCCAUUUUGUUCAGUUAAGAGAUAAUUUUACUCCCUAUAAGAAAUUGUAUCAUAAGCAGGAGUCAGUGUGCUUCACACGCUCAUUUUGUAUGUACCAGACUUAUAAUUUGUGCACACACAAAUAUGUUUCUCAUAAUUUUCAUUAUGUACAUUACAAUGUUGAUAUUUGUGCAAAUGCGAUUGUGACUCCAUUAAUCACUAAAUUGGGAGGUUUUGCUGAAAAAAAGAAUGUUACUCCUCAAAUCUCUCAAUUCUUUAGAGAUUAUUUCUUCUGAAUUAUUACUUUCAGGAGAUAAUUUCUCUUUUCUUGAGAAAUUUUGCCUUAGGUCUAGUGCAAUACAUUGAUUUUUUUGUUUAA
Cherax quadricarinatus is the source of this 2748-nucleotide messenger RNA. Lineage: Eukaryota; Metazoa; Arthropoda; Malacostraca; Decapoda; Parastacidae. The record is from RefSeq and is a predicted model, not a curated record.